This is a messenger RNA of Trichoderma atroviride IMI 206040, 569 nucleotides long. The record is from RefSeq and is a predicted model, not a curated record. NCBI's taxonomy places the organism in Eukaryota, Fungi, Ascomycota, Sordariomycetes, Hypocreales, Hypocreaceae.
GAAAAUCGUCAUCAUCACCAGACUCGAUACGCAAGGUCAACAAGAUGCCGAGCCACAAGACUUUCCGAACCAAGCAGAAGCUGGCCAAGGCCCAGAAGCAGAACCGCCCGGUUCCGCAAUGGAUUCGCCUUCGCACUGGCAACACAAUCCGCUACAACGCCAAGAGAAGGCACUGGAGAAAGACUCGCCUCGGAAUCUAAGCGACGUCAAAACACAAAAUCACCUGGCAUUCCUCGACCCACUUGUACCGACGGUACCGACAUCCGGCUUCUUUGGCAUUUCUCAAUGACAAGUUAAAACAGUGGUGGAUGGCGCAAAAAGCAGAAUCUCUUUGUCGUCUUUAGGGCGUGUGGGAAGGAGGAUGCGGACGCACGGAAUAUUGGGCACGGUUGCCUGGAUUUUUGAUUCUUGAUAUUGCUUCAUGUCACGGUCGGUCAUAGGGAAAGGAAAUGAACCUUUAUUUUUUGAUGUCCAUUUUGCUUGUUUUACCCCAAGUCUCAAAUGUCUUUUUUUUCCUGAGCAUGGUGCCUGUGCUGCUACUCUCUAUGUGAAGGAAGACUCCAUGAACC